AUGGCGGACAUGGUGGGCAUAGUAGCGGCCAAAGUGGACACGGAGAAUACGGUGGACAUCACUCAAGUGGGGACUACGGAGGACAUUACAAACAUGGCGGUGACGGCCACGACCACCACAGCAGCAAGCAUGGCAAGAGCGGCCACAGUUCAGGAGGCCACGGGUACAACAACUACGGCGGAAAUCACCAAGGUAAACAUGGUCAUGGAGGCCAUGGUGGAAAGCACUUCGGCAGCGAACAUCAUGGGGGACACGGUAAAAAAGGUGGAAAGUCUGGCAACGACCACUACAAGAGCAAGGGUCACAAAAACUAUGGCCAUAAAAAUGUGUACCACAAAGAAGACUCUGAACACCACAGCCAGUACUACGAUGACUACCAUGACGGUGACCACAAGAAGAAAUACAAUCAGCACCAUGAGCAUUACGACCACAACGCCGGAAAGUCAAACCACGGACAUCACCACAAGCAGUUCCACGACAAACAUAAACACGGUGACGACUACCAUAAGCACGGCUCCGAUGGGUGGAAGCACCAUCACGACGAGCACGGUGGCAAAGGGGGACACCACUAUCACGGUAGCGGAGGACACAAACACGGUGGGGGAGGCCACAAGCACGGAUCUCACCAUCAUAGCUCAGGUCACAGUCAACACGGCGGCGGUGGACACGGAGGAGGCCAUGGCGGUGGUGGGCAUGGAGGAGGCUACGGAGGCGGUGGUCAUGGAGGAGGCUACGGAGGCGGUGGGCAUGGUGGCGAUGGCUACGGAGGAGGAUACGCUAGCAACAACGUACCAGUACUUGUGCAUAUGCCUGUAUGACAACAGCCCUCCCGAUAUUAGAAAGAGGAACAUUACAGUUAUCUGGUUGCUGUGA
Molecule: messenger RNA, 873 nt
Organism: Ornithodoros turicata
Lineage: Eukaryota; Metazoa; Arthropoda; Arachnida; Ixodida; Argasidae
Exons: 1
Coding region: 1-873 (290 amino acids)
Source: RefSeq, a predicted model, not a curated record